This is a messenger RNA of Exophiala oligosperma, 2058 nucleotides long. RefSeq lists its product as uncharacterized. NCBI's taxonomy places the organism in Eukaryota, Fungi, Ascomycota, Eurotiomycetes, Chaetothyriales, Herpotrichiellaceae. The transcript has a single exon. Bases 1 to 2058 code for a protein of 685 amino acids. The record is from RefSeq and is a predicted model, not a curated record.
AUGUACCUCCGAACCUUUUUGACCUUUUUGAGCUCGGUGCUCUUGUUCGGAUUCAUCGACGCCUGCCGCAAGAAUGACGACAUCAUCGUCGAAUGGGUCCAGGCCUACAUGGGUUUCGAGGCCAGAGUCGGCCUGUUCUUGUGGGACUGGCUCGACAUCUGGCAAGAGGAUUUUGAGCGGGCAGUGUCCUGGUUGUACGCGGUCGUCACUCUCGCCGCCACGGUUGGUUUUGGUGUCUGGUUGACGUUGGACUGUGAGCGGCUCGCCCAGGUGUGUAUCUACGACACUUGGGCCGCCAUCUGUAUCGACGUCAAGGACUGCUUCGACCAGAUUUCCUCUUCGGCACAAUGCUUUUUGAUUUACUGUCUACCCUCCUCCUCGACGACUCUCACCGAAAUUCUUGUUGUUGACCCUCGCUCCUUCGUCAAUGUACCUCCUCCUGGGGCCUUCCCUGAUGAAUCCGCAGAGACCUGGGAAGAAGCUCUUGGAGGAGGACCCUUCCUUGAUGAAUCCAUGUGUACCUUGAAAGGGCCUGGAGGAGAAGGAGUGGUAGGCUUCCCUGAUGAAUCCUCAGGUACCUUGGAAGCUGCUGCUUCUUUUUCUUCUUCCCGGGGCAUUGACGAUGUGGCGGAGGCCACCACCACGGCUGUGUCCAUCACCGCCGGUCAGCAGCAAACUGCUGACCUACAACAACGACAAGGACGGGAAGAUGAGAGCGCCGCCCUCAAGUUGUUGAAGGUCGAACUUGACAAGGCAAAAGACGACCUUGUUCAAGAACGUUCUCGAAUUGCCACCCUCGAGGACGAAAAGAAGGCCGCUGCUGCUGGUGCUGCCACUGCUGCUCCAGUGGUGAAGGAGAGCAGAAUGUCGGUGUUCUCUCGACGCAAGAUGGAGGCGGAGAUGGGCAGACUUCGAAAAGAAGUCUUGUCCAUCGGACACGAAAAGUUGUCCAUCGAACGCCGGUCUCGAGAGCUCCAGAAUGAGCGAGACGCCAUCUUGAUCGAGAACCGACUUUUGAAAACUCGAUUGGAGGAAGAAACGGGGGUCGCUGCACCAGCAGCACCAGCACCAGCACCAGCACCAGCCGAAAAGACCGAGCCUCAACAACAAGAGGCCGGAACUCAAACGGACCUUGUUGUUGAGGUUCAACAACCUGCCGCCGUCGCCGCCGUGGCCACCGAUGUGACCACCACCAAUGUCGAAGAGCUGCAGAGAUGGCAGCAAUGGUUCGCCGAGUUGCAAUUCGCAUACGAAGCGACCAAGGAGACGUUGGGGCGUUGCGAUCAUGCACGCCAGGUGGCCAUUGGAGAGAGGGACGCGGCCACGCAAGAGAGGGACGCGGCUUUGGCACAGGUCGCCCAUCAUCAUCAACAGGCCAACGAAGCGGUCUGGGCAUUGACUCGGGAGAAUGAAAUGUUGAAGGAGUCAAUCACAAAGGUUCGAGCCGAGGCCCAGGCCCAGGCCAACAAGGCCAAUGCCAAUGAUGGUGAUGGGUCGUCGUCGUCGUCGUUGUCGUCGUCCAUCGUCUUCAACGGCUCGGCCACGGCGGCGGGCAAGGAGCGGGCCGGAAUGUUGAGGACGAUCCGCGACCUCGCGACCGACAAGGCCGCCCUGAGCAAGGAGGUCAAGGGCCUCAGGUCGGCCAACGAGGACCUUGCCGGCCAGGUCGCCCGGUUGGGGGCCGCCAACGUCGACCUCGCCAACAAGGUCGGCCAGUUGGAGACGGAGGUCGACGUCUGGAAACAGACCAACGACGUCGACGUCGAGAAGGCCAAGCAGGCGGCGUCGGACCACGAGCAGGUGUUGAGGUGGAAACAGGCUCAGGUCGACGCCGCCGAGGGCAGGGCCGACAUGAUGGUCGUCGUCCAAGAGGCGGCGGCCACUCAACAACAAGUCUCGGCGUCGGCGUCGGUGUCGGCCACGUCUCCGAGGAAGAACAAGCGGGUCGCCGCUCAACAGUUGGGUGGGGUGGUGAAGAAGAAGGCCCUCUGUGAAGAAGGGGAGGAGGAGGAGGAGAAGAAGGAGGAAGAGGAAGAGGAAGUGAGUGAGGAGGAGUAG